UAAAGGGCCCGCUCGCCGCGCCGCCCUGGGAGCCGCUGCUGGUCCCGGCCUUGCGGCCUGCGGGGGAGGCUGCCCGGAGGAGGCAGCGGCGGCGGCAGCGCGUCCUCGGUCCCCAGGACCACGGCUUCUUUCCUGCCAGAGCGACUCUACCUUGGAAACCAGGGAUUCCCCUUCCCGUCGCCCGCCCCAUUUGAUAUAUGGGCCUGAAAUGUAUGCCAUCCCAUCACCAUCGGACUGGACUGUUCACAGCAUUGGAGAGACAGAGGUCCUUCAUUCACUCCAGGUCACAGGCUGUGCGUGUGCAUGCCGAACACUCACAUGCACACAGCUGGUGGCUCAGUCUGAUGUACCUGACUUCUCACACCCUCCCCCAGUCCUCCAAUCUAUCCGUCUGGCCAUCCAUCCGUGGGGGUCCGCAAUGGCCACCUUCAGCCGCCAGGAAUUUUUUCAGCAGCUACUGCAAGGCUGUCUCCUGCCUACUGCCCAGCAGGGCCUUGACCAGAUCUGGCUGCUCCUUGCCAUCUGCCUCGCCUGCCGCCUCCUCUGGAGGCUCGGGUUGCCAUCCUACCUGAAGCAUGCAAGCACCGUGGCAGGCGGGUUCUUCAGCCUCUACCACUUCUUCCAGCUGCACAUGGUUUGGGUCGUGCUGCUCAGCCUCCUGUGCUACCUCGUGCUGUUCCUCUGCCGACAUUCCUCCCAUCGAGGCGUCUUCCUCUCUGUCACCAUCCUCAUCUACCUACUCAUGGGUGAGAUGCACAUGGUAGACACCGUGACAUGGCACAAGAUGCGAGGGGCCCAGAUGAUUGUGGCCAUGAAAGCAGUGUCUCUGGGCUUUGACCUGGACCGGGGCGAGGUGGGUGCGGUGCCCUCACCGGUGGAGUUCAUGGGCUACCUCUACUUCGUGGGCACCAUCGUGUUCGGGCCCUGGAUAUCCUUCCACAGCUACCUACAAGCUGUCCAAGGCCACCCACUGAGCCGCCGAUGGCUGCAGAAGGUGGCCCGGAGCCUGGCACUGGCCCUGCUGUGCCUUGUGCUGUCCACUUGCGUGGGCCCCUACCUCUUCCCAUACUUCAUCCCCCUCGAUGGUGACCGCCUCCUUCGCAACAAGAAACGCAAGGCCAGGGGCACCAUGGUAAGGUGGCUGCGAGCCUACGAGAGUGCUGUCUCCUUCCACUUCAGCAACUAUUUUGUGGGCUUUCUGUCCGAGGCCACAGCCACGUUGGCGGGGGCUGGCUUUACCGAGGAGAAGGAUCACCUGGAAUGGGACCUGACGGUGUCUAAGCCAUUGAAUGUGGAGCUGCCUCGGUCAAUGGUGGAAGUUGUCACAAGCUGGAACCUGCCUAUGUCUUAUUGGCUGAAUAACUAUGUUUUCAAGAAUGCUCUCCGCCUGGGGACCUUCUCAGCUGUGCUGGUCACCUAUGCAGCCAGCGCCCUCCUACAUGGCUUCAGCUUCCACCUGGCUGCAGUCCUGCUAUCCCUGGCUUUUAUCACUUACGUGGAGCAUGUCCUCCGGAAGCGCCUGGCUCGGAUCCUCAGUGCCUGUGUCUUGUCAAAGCGGUGCCCGCCAGACUGUUCACACCAGCAUCGCUUGGGCCUGGGGGUGCGAGCCUUAAAUUUGCUCUUUGGAGCCCUGGCCAUCUUCCACCUGGCCUACCUGGGCUCCCUGUUUGAUGUCGAUGUGGACGACACCACAGAGGAGCAGGGCUAUGGCAUGGCAUACACUGUCCACAAGUGGUCAGAGCUCAGCUGGGCCAGUCACUGGGUCACUUUUGGAUGCUGGAUCUUCUACCGUCUCAUAGGCUGAGGCACAUCUGUGGACCCUCAUAACCCUCUUAAGACCCCUCUCAGGGUGCCACUGAUGGAGGAUGAGGGAAGGCCCUCUCUCUACUCCCUGACCCCCUCCAUCCUUGACCCCCAACACCUCAACACACACACACACACACACACAAAUCACACCAUUUCCAUGCCUGUCAAUCCCCACCCCACCACAAGGCGGGAAGUGGGUGGUCCCUGUUGGGGCCUAGGGGUGGGGGAUGCUUGGGGAAACAGAGAGGGGGAGAUCCAGGGCCUCCUCACCUUCCUUCUUCCUUUUUAUAUACAAUUUGUUACUGUCAAAUAAAACGUAGGAAAUAUACAGUAGGCUUCUUCUUCACUGCUCAGAGGCGAAUAGGAGUGAGUGAGGAAGGGGACACAGCAUAGAUAAAGGUUUGGAAGCUGGAAACCAUGAAGAGAGAGCAGACUGUGAUUGGUUCAUGGUUAGUUUAUGAUUGUUUGAUUAGAUGAAGAGCCUGAAGAUGGCAGGAUCCUGGUCCUGCUUGGUUUGAUUACGGCAGGGACAGAUUGCAUAGUUGGAUGUGGGGGAGGCCUGAUUGGCUGGAAAACUGAAGGAUCCCCAUUCUGAUUGGUUGCUCUGAGUGGGACACAGAGGAGAGCAAGAGAGAUGAAGGGUUGGUGCCUAUUUGUCCUUAGGACUGAGGGUUGUGGGUUCUAAUUGGAUGGGAGGUCUGGGAUGGGUCUGGAUUCUGAUUGAUUGCUCCAUCUGGGGGCCCACUAGUGGUUAGGCGUUUGAUUGGCUUUUUAGAACUGGCACACGGACAUUGAGGGUCUUCAUGCCAAUUGGUCAGUAGGACUGAGAGGCCUGGGUUCUGAUUCGUUCUUCUGACCUGAGGUCAGGAGAAGAGAGAAUGACCGCUGCUAUUAGGACUGAGGAGUUCUGAGCACUGAAGAGCUGGGGAGGGGGUGGUUGCAGUGUAUAGCAUGUGAUCUGCCUGUAACAGUUUCUUUGCAUCAUGCUGAGGGUUACUCCACUAAGAAAAGGGCGGAGGUGAAAGGAUGCAACACAACGCUAAUUUCACCAGCGGAAGAAGAGGAUACACACCUUAAUGAGUCCCUGUUUUGAUCGACUGAUAAGGGAAUGAGGAAAUUGAAGCCAGGACUCCAUGCAGAGUGGCUACGGAUCCAAAACGCCCACUAACCUUGGCCCGCCCCAGUCUCCACCCCAAACCUGACUCAGGCAAGAGAACCCAAGAGGGGAUGAGCCCGAACUGGGGAUGUGACAGAGCGCGAGAGCCAGCCUAGAAAGGCCCCGGAGCCCGUGUGGGAGGCCGCUGCCGUCGCGCGGCUGGGUCGUGCUGCGGUUGUCCCACUGGGGACUUGGCGGCGACUGUCCCUGUGCUGGUUUGUAGUGUGUGGGUUCAUUCAUCUGGUGAUCGAGGGCUGGUUCAUUCUCUACUACGAGGACCUGCUUGGAGACCAAGCCUUCUUAUCUCAACUCUGGAAAGAGUAUGCCAAGGGAGACAGCCGAUACAUCCUGGGUGACAACUUCACAGUGUGCAUGGAAACCAUCACAGCUUGCUUGUGGGGACCACUCAGCCUGUGGGUGGUGAUCGCCUUUCUCCGCCAGCAUCCUCUCCGCUUCGUUCUACAGCUUGUGGUCUCUGUGGGCCAGAUCUAUGGAGAUGUGCUCUACUUCCUGACGGAGCACCGUGACGGAUUCCAGCACGGGGAGCUGGGCCACCCUCUCUACUUCUGGUUUUACUUUGUCUUCAUGAAUGCCCUGUGGCUGGUGCUGCCUGGAGUCCUUGUGCUUGAUGCUGUGAGGCACCUCACUCAUGCCCAGAGCAUGCUGGAUGCCAAGGCCACAAAAGCCAAGAGCAAGAAGAACUGAGGAGUGGUGGACUGGGCUCGAACACUGGCCGAGGAGGAGCUCUCUGCCUGCCAGAAGAGUCUAGUCCUGCUCCCACAGUUUGGAGGGACAAAGUUAAUUGAUCUUUCACACUCAGGCUCAUGGGUGGGCACAAGAAGGGGAAUAAAGGGGCUGUUUGAAGGCACUGCUGGGAGCCAUUAGGACACAGAUACAAGAGAAGCCAAGUCUAUGAUGGUGACAAUUUUUAAAAUCAGGAAAUAAAAGAUCUUGACU
This is a messenger RNA of Rhinopithecus roxellana (golden snub-nosed monkey), 3919 nucleotides long. RefSeq names its product porcupine O-acyltransferase (gene PORCN). Gene Ontology annotation, cellular component: endoplasmic reticulum; membrane. The record is from RefSeq and is a predicted model, not a curated record. Gene Ontology annotation, molecular function: palmitoleoyltransferase activity; Wnt-protein binding. The coding region runs from base 209 to 1804 and encodes 531 amino acids. Gene Ontology annotation, biological process: lipid modification; protein palmitoylation; Wnt protein secretion. Lineage: Eukaryota; Metazoa; Chordata; Mammalia; Primates; Cercopithecidae. The transcript is spliced from 21 exons.